Pichia kudriavzevii is the source of this 789-nucleotide messenger RNA. RefSeq lists its product as uncharacterized. Gene Ontology annotation, cellular component: spindle pole centrosome; spindle midzone; chromosome passenger complex. The transcript has a single exon. Gene Ontology annotation, biological process: protein phosphorylation; regulation of cytokinesis; mitotic spindle organization. Bases 1 to 789 code for a protein of 262 amino acids. Gene Ontology annotation, molecular function: ATP binding; protein kinase activity. The record is from RefSeq and is a predicted model, not a curated record. NCBI's taxonomy places the organism in Eukaryota, Fungi, Ascomycota, Pichiomycetes, Pichiales, Pichiaceae.
AUGCAUUUGGGGGAAUUUCGAAUUGGCAAGAAGCUCGGGAAUGGGAGGUUUGGAAGUGUCUAUCUUGCACAACACAAGGAGAGUGGCUAUAUUGUUGCAUUAAAAGUUCUACGGAAGAGAGAUGCACUCUCACAGGGGACCGAACGGAGCGUCUCUCAUGAGAUUGGUAUUGGGACACAAUUGAGACAUUUCAAUUUGGUACCAUUAUACGGAUGGUUCCAUGAUAGGGAAAAUGUGUACAUUGUGAUGGAAUAUGCAGAAGCCGGUGAAUUGUAUAACAAGGUAGGGAAAGUCACUGUCCAAGAGGCCCUUGAAGUGGUUCUACAGGUGGGGAGAGGAUUAUAUUUCCUACAUCAGCAUGGUAUUGUACAUCGAGAUAUAAAACCAGAGAAUAUCCUAUGUUAUCAACAUGGUAUUUAUAAAGUAGGGGAUCUUGGAGGUGUUGGAGGAAUUGGAGUUGUAGGAACAUUAGACUAUUUGGCCCCAGAGAGCAUUGCCGGUAGCACCGGUGGGUUAUCUGUAAGUCCCAUAAGCACUCCGGUCGACGUUUGGGCGUGUGGCGUGCUACUCUACGAGCUGCUGGAGGGUCGUCCGCCCUUCGAGCGGCCAACAAGGGAGGGCACUUUAAGGGCGAUUUCCAAGGAAGGUUAUUUACGAACGCCCAAAAUUGUCGAGGAUGCGCGAGUGGUGAAAAUCUUGGAGAGGUGUCUCGUUAAAAGAGGAGAGGAACGAUGGACCAUUAGAGAGAUGGUGGAAUAUCUCGAAGGAGCAAUUUGUAAUAUUCGAUAG